Molecule: messenger RNA, 2436 nt
Organism: Pteropus alecto (black flying fox)
Lineage: Eukaryota; Metazoa; Chordata; Mammalia; Chiroptera; Pteropodidae
Gene: MPP3
Product: membrane palmitoylated protein 3
Exons: 19
Coding region: 17-2167 (716 amino acids)
Cellular component (GO): plasma membrane; cell-cell junction
Molecular function (GO): protein binding
Source: RefSeq, a predicted model, not a curated record
CGGGAGGACGCAGAGGAUGGGCCGAGACCAGGCCCUCGUGCCCGCGGCAGGCUCGAGGCCCAUGGAGCCCCAGCUGGGAGCAAGGCGCGCUCAGUCCCCGCCCCUCGGCCCGGGCCUUCCUCCCCGAACCCCCAGACCGCCCCGUGCGCCCGGCUCCUUUCCCGCCGCUCUGCAUCCUCUGAGACCGCCCCCCUCUGCGUCCCCCAGGUUUCCCUCGUCCUCGCUCAGUCGCGCUCCUUGUUCAUCCCACAGGUUCUUUCUGAAAGCGAGCCGGAGUCUGGGCUUGGGCGCCUGGAGGGAGCAAGGGGGGAGCACAGCUAGGGAACCCGAGAGUGAGUCCGGCGUAAAGGAGGCGGUGGCUGGAGGACCGGCAUUCUUAGGCAGAGCUGGGGAUCUGACCAGCACAAACAUGCCGGUGCUGUCCGAGGACUCCGGGCUGCAUGAAACCCUGGCGCUGCUGACCUCUCAGCUCAGACCUGACUCCAACCACAAGGACGAGAUGGGCUUCUUGAGGGAUGUUUUCAGUGAAAAAAGCCUCAGUUACUUAAUGAAGAUUCAUGAGAAGCUUCGCUAUUAUGAGAGGCAAAGUCCAACCCCUGUUCUGCACAGCGCUGUGGCCCUUGCUGAAGACGUGAUGGAGGAGCUGCAGGCCGCCUCUGUACACAGCGACGAGAGGGAGCUUCUCCAGCUACUGUCCACCCCCCACCUCAGGGCCAUGCUCAUGGUACAUGACACAGUUGCCCAGAAGAACUUCGACCCUGUGCUCCCCCCUCUGCCUGAUAAUAUCGACGAGGAUUUUGAUGAAGAAUCAGUGAAGAUUGUCCGCCUGGUGAAGAACAAGGAACCCCUGGGUGCCACCAUCCGGCGGGAUGAACACUCAGGGGCUGUCGUGGUGGCCAGGAUCAUGCGAGGGGGUGCGGCAGACCGGAGUGGCCUGGUCCAUGUUGGAGACGAGCUUCGAGAGGUGAAUGGGAUCGCCGUCCUGCACAAGCGGCCCGACGAGAUCAGCCAGAUUCUGGCGCAGUCCCAGGGAUCCAUCACCCUGAAAAUCAUCCCAGCCACCCAGGAGGAGGACCGUUUAAAGGAGAGCAAGGUGUUCAUGCGGGCCCUCUUCCACUACAACCCUCGGGAGGACCGGGCCAUCCCCUGCCAGGAGGCGGGCCUGCCCUUCCAGCGCAGGCAGAUCCUGGAGGUGGUGAGCCAGGAUGACCCCACGUGGUGGCAGGCCAAGCGAGUGGGGGACACCAACCUUCGAGCUGGCCUUAUUCCCUCCAAGCAGUUCCAAGAAAGGCGCCUAAGCUACCGGAGAGCCACAGGCACCCUGCCAAGCCCCCAGAGCCUCAGGAAGCCCCGCUAUGAUCAGCCUUGUGACAAAGAGACUUGUGACUGUGAGGGGUACUUCAAAGGGCAUCACGUGGCUGGUCUUCGGAGGAGCUUCCGGCUAGGCCGAAGAGACAGAACGGGAAGCCUGCAGGAAGGAAAGAUGUCCACAGUAGCCGAGUCUCUGGAGCUGCUGACCUAUGAGGAGGUGACCAGGUACCAGCACCAGCCAGGCGAGCGGCCCCGCCUGGUGGUUCUGAUUGGGUCUCUGGGAGCCCGACUUCACGAGCUGAAGCAGAAGGUGGUGGCAGAGAACCCACAGCACUUUGGUGUUGCUGUUCCACAUACCACCAGGCCCCGAAAGAGCCAUGAGAAGGAGGGGGUGGAAUAUCACUUCGUGUCUAAGCAAGUGUUUGAGGCCGACUUACAUCACAACAAGUUCCUGGAGCAUGGUGAAUACAAGGAAAAUCUCUAUGGGACUAGCCUGGAUGCCAUUCAGGCUGUGAUGGCCAAAAACAAAGUUUGUUUGGUGGAUGUGGAGCCGGACGCCCUGAGACUACUGAGGACCUCAGAGUUCAAACCCUAUGUUAUAUUUGUAAAGCCUGCAAUUCAGGAAAAAAGGAAGACGCCACCCAUGUCCCCAGCUUGUGAGGACACAGCAGCUCCCCUUGAUGAGGAACAGCAAGAGAUGGCCGCUUCCGCCGCCUUCAUAGACCAGCAUUACGGCCACCUGGUGGACGCUGUGCUGCUGAAGGAGGAUCUCCAUAGUGCACACAGCCAGCUCAGAAUGCUCUUGGAGAAGCUGAACAAGGACACUCACUGGGUACCUAUUAAUUGGGUCAGGUAACUGUAUCUUAGAAUAUCCAGGUUGGAGGGGACCUAGAAGACCACUCAGUCCAGCCAUGUUACCAUCCAAGAAUUGCAAGUGUGGAGAGGGGCGGAAUUUUCCAUAAACUCCAUCAUCAAGAAGAGUAUAUGUGGGGAAUUCCUGUUUGUUGGUUUUUGUCUGUUGAUUUUCACUGAACCCCUUUGGAACAGAAAACAUGAGUUGAAAGGGGGCAUAUCACAAAAUAACAUGUGUCAUUCAUUAAAGUAUCACAGGCAAAUUGACCCUGA